Spodoptera littoralis (African cotton leafworm) is the source of this 1053-nucleotide messenger RNA. The record is from the annotation of a GenBank genome assembly. NCBI's taxonomy places the organism in Eukaryota, Metazoa, Arthropoda, Insecta, Lepidoptera, Noctuidae.
AUGGCAUCUUAUAAAGUGUUUAAAAAAUCAUUUGUGAUGGCAAUUAUUAUAAGUGCUAUAGUUUUUGUAUUCUUCUGGGCGAACAUGGAACUUGUCAGCUCAGGGAUGAUGAAAGAGAUUCCACUGAAUGUGAAGAAUAAACUAUGCCGCGUGAACUUCAAGGACCAGAGGACUUAUGUGAACAAGACGUCGGACUUGAAGAUGAUAUAUUUUGUGACACCCACGUACCCUCGGCCGGAGCAGGUACCAGAACUGACUAGGCUGGCCCACACACUGAUGCAUGUCCCGAGAUUACAUUGGAUCGUAGCUGAUGACCAACCAAUUUGCUCCGAUGUCGUAUUUGACAUACUAAGACGAUCGGGAUUGCCUUACACACACAUAUCGAGCCCAAAACCAUUCAAGUAUCAAAUCAGUAAUUUUCCUCGAGGAGUGGCGAACCGGCGGGCAGCGUUAGCGUGGCUCAGAGACAACGUCCAUGAAGGAGUCCUGUACUUUGGAGAUGAUGACAAUACGGUGGACCUGCAGCUCUUCGAUGAGAUCAGGAAUACGAAGAAAGUUUCAAUGUUUCCUGUCGGCCUGAUCGGAGAUUAUGGAGUUUCCAGUCCGGUCGUCACAGAUGGAAAGGUGGUGGCCUUCUUCGACUCGUGGGUUGGCUCUAGAACAUUCCCCGUGGACAUGGCGGGUUUCGCCAUCAACAUUAAGUUUCUGAAGGACACCGCUUACAUGCCGUACAAGACCGGACUAGAAGAAGACAGGUUCCUAGUAAGUUUAGGUUUAAAGUUCGACGAAAUAGAACCUCUCGCUGACAAUUGCUCAAAAAUACUAGUCUGGCAUACGAAAACUUUGAAAAAGAAGAAGCCUAAUCUUAAGAUUGACGUAAAAAUGUUUGAAAAUUCACAAAAGUACCGAGAUUUCGCAGGUUUACUUAAAGAAACUUCGAGGUUAGGCAUGGCGGAUGUAAGUUCUGUAAAUGGUUCAAAUGCUUACAUUUUCCUACCGAAGCAACAUAAGUUGACAGAAACUUCUAUGGUAGCUCCAAAUAGUUCUAAGUAA